Messenger RNA from Doryrhamphus excisus (bluestripe pipefish), 13014 nucleotides. Lineage: Eukaryota; Metazoa; Chordata; Actinopteri; Syngnathiformes; Syngnathidae. The record is from RefSeq and is a predicted model, not a curated record.
UUGCUCGUAUAGGAUAAUUUAAGAUACCGCUACGACGAUUUAUUAUUUCCCAUCUGGCAACACUGGUUUGUAUCAUUCCGUGGAAACGAAUGCUCAAACAAAGCAUUCCAGGCGUUUGUGACCUAGUCUUCGUGUAUUUGUUAUUGCGUAUUACUGCUAAAUAAGCCACCAUGGGACCAAAGAAAGUUGCGAGUGACCGCAUUUUGUCAAAAAGGGUGAGAAACACAAUUGAAUUCAAGAAAGAACUCGUAGCAAAGUACGAAGAUGGCGUCCGCGUGGCCGAUCUCGCCAGGAUGUAUGGGAAGUCUGCAUCAACAAUAAGUUCUAUUCUGAACAGGAAAGACGAAAUCAAGGAGGCUAAUGUUGCGAAAGGAGUGACGGUGUUGACAAAGCAGAGAUCACAAACGAUCGAAGAUGUUGAGAAGUUGUUGUGGGUGUGGAUCACCGAGAGGAGGCUGGCGGGAGAUCGUGUUUCGGAGCCCGUCAUUUGCGAAAAGGCAAGACUGUUGCAUGCGGAUCUUUCUAAGAACGUCCCUGCGACGAGUGAUGCUGUUAGUGAAUUUAAGGCCAGCAGAGGCUGGUACGAAAAUUUUAAGAAAAGAACAGGCAUGAACACUGUCGUAAAGCAAGGCGAGAGUGCAAAUUCUGACCAAAGUGCCGCUAAAGACUUCGUUAAGGAAUUCAAGGACUAUGUCGAGGCUGAACGGUUCUUCCCCCAACAAGUCUUUAAUUGUGACGAAACGGGUUUAUUUUGGAAGAAAAUGCCAAAGAGGACCUUCAUCGCUCAGGAGGAAAAGGAACUGCCAGGACAUAAACCCAUGCAAGACAGGCUAACUCUGUUGUUUUGUGCUAAUGCUAGUGGAGAUUUCAAAGUGAAGCCUUUACUCGUGUAUCACUCCGAAAAUCCCAGAGUUUUUAAGAAAAAUAAUGUUAUAAAGAGUACAUUGUGUGUGACGUGGAAAUCUAACGGCAAGGCAUGGGUCACAAGUCACAUUUUCAUUGAGUGGGUCAAUGAAGAGUUUGGCCCCAGUGUUAAGAAAUACCUCCUGGAAAAUAAUUUGCCCCUGAAGUGCCUCCUGGUGAUGGAUGAUGCUCCUGCCCAUCCUCCAGGCUUGGAAGACCAAUUGUUGGAAGAGUUUAACUUCAUCACAGUGAUGUUCUUGCCCCCUAAUACCGCUCCCCUCAUCCAACCCAUGGACCAGCAGGUCAUUUCAAAUUUCAAAAAACUCUACUCCAAAGCACUGUUUCAAAGGUGCUUUGAAGUGACAUCAGACACUGAUUUGACCCUAAGAGAGUUCUGGAGUAAUCACUUUAAUAUCCUCAACUGCAUAAGCCUCAUAGAUAAGGCUUGGCAGGGAGUGACUUCCAGGAGCAUGAACUCUGCUUGGAGAAAAUUGUGGCCAGAAUGCGUCAGGAAGGAAUUUGAAACCUUCGAGGCUGACCCCGAUAACCGUACGCCAAUUGUGGAGUGUAUCGUGUCCUUGGGGAAGUCCUUGGGGUUGGAUGUGAGUGGCCAGGACGUGGAAGAGUUGGUGAAUGAUCACAGCGAAGAGCUAACCACUGAAGAGCUGCAAGAACUUCAAGUGGAACAGCAACAGACGGCGGCUCAGGACAUUGCUUCAGAUGAGGAUGAGGAGAGAGAGGAGAAUGUGCCUUCCUCACUCAUUAAGGACAUGUUUGCCAAGUGGAGUGACGUGCAAAGCUUUGUGGAGAAACACCACCCCAACAAAGCUGUUGCAAGCCGUCUUUGCAACAUGUUCAAUGACAGUGCCUUGUCCCAUUUUAGGCAAAUUUUAAAGAGACGCUACAAACACAACUAUUACGAUAGUUCUAUGCUACAGGGGUCCAGUAACAGUAAAAGACAAAAGAUGGAAGUCACCCCAAAUAUGGCUUUAAAAUCUGAAGCCCUUAUGGAGGGGGAGUUCCCCUCCAUAUAAUAACCUCCACUCCUCUCUCCGUCUCCUCCCUUCCCAUCCACUCCCUCCCUCCCUUACCGCUCUUUGCCAUAUUCGCCAACAAGAGUCUUCAAUAUAGGUAAAAGCUGCUCCAUGCUGAUGUUGUUUCCACCACACACUACAAUGACCACGGGACCCAACGGCUGCUCCAGCUUGCCCUCCUUCUGCAGCCUUUUGAUGACAUCGCUGUACACAGCAGCCAGUGCAGCACCGCAGGCGGGCUCCACCAGAACCUUCUCAUCAUCUGCGCAUGGAUGGCACACCCAGAUGAGGCAGUUGUACCAAAGCACAUCAUAUAUACAGCCUGUGCUGUGGGCUCGGCAAAGGAGGACACUUGUGGACCAAUCAGAAUUUGGCAUUAUGCUGUCAGGCCAUGCCCCCAGGGGCCUCCAUGACAAGGCCAACUGUGAAUGAAUGAACAUACUCUGAAGUAGUUUCUUCUCCAAAACAAUUCAAUGAUGGGUUGAGUCACUAUGGGUUCAAAGGAACAGCCCACCCAGCCAGAUUCAUAACAGCGCCCCCCAGUCUGCAACUUCAUAGAACCAGGAAGUAGCCUGCAACUUAAAUGAUGGACAAACACAUGUACACUACAUUGAAAAAUGUAUAUGAAUACAUAACAACGUUAUAUCAAUACUGGAAGUGUCAUUGAAAACUAAGGACUCCAAUGGUAAGAAGAGUGUUUUGAAAAUUUAACAUUUGACAAUGUUAAAAAAAUGCUGCAGAUUUGGUGUGAAGUUCAAAAUCUAAUCAGAUUUAUUUUAAAAUCUGAAAAAAAUAUUUUUUUGAUUUAACAUAAUUUAUCAUUUGUAAAAAUGUGGCUCAAAUUAAUUCAUGAUUUGUGAAAAACUGCUAUAGACUAGUGAAAAUAGGACAGUGAUUUCCUCUAACUGUUGUAGAAGUGAUCAUUUGAAAAACACCAGCACUUGGAGAAAAUAUAGAAAUAAAGUGUUGCAUGUUGACAUUUUAUAUUAUGAGAAAUCAUUAAUUUAAGUGUAUUCACAUUGAUAUCAUGACUAUCAAACUGAUAUGCAUUCGCAUUUAUCAUUACACAACAAGUGGCUCUCAGUUCAAGAAGUUUGUUGACCCCUGCACCAGUCACAACAACUGAGGCAGCCAUGUGAAAAGCAAAGCACGUGAUUUGUCCAGGCUUUUCCUGCAAUGGUUAAUCCCGCAGUGCCCCCAUGUGGUACAUGUGCCAACAUGCAGGAGAAAUUUGUUAAUACUUAAGGAAUGUUUGUGAUCCAGCUUUGCAAGCACAUCUUUCAGUGAUAUGUUGAUAGUUCGGGUUCAGUCGGUUUUGUCAAAAAUAAUACAGUAGCACAAAACACAAUUUUGUCUUUGUACCUCCUGUCUUGUUGUAUUACCAUCAUUUCAAUGCACCGACAUUUUUUUAAUCAUUGUUUUGAAGCUUGAUUUUACUUGGCAAGUAUAUUUUAUGACAUUGUCACACAAAGCACUGUCACACACUAUUGUGACAUAUGUAAAAAAUAUUAUUUUCCUAACCAAAUUCAGAGGCUGCAUCCUUCAGGGCUUGUCUUAUUUGGUGAUGUCACUGAUUAAAGACUCGCUCACAUGCAACCAAUGUAAUCUAAAAUAAAAGUAUUUAAAGCUUUUAUAUUUUGGAUAGCUGAUGUAUGUCUAAUGCUCCACGACUACUGUGAGGCCGAGUGGCAUAGAAAACAGAGGGAUGGAUAUUUCUAUUCUAAAUGUGCAUGGUACUUGUGUUGGGUGCAGCCCCUGAACUACAACACAGCAACUGCUCAAAUUGUAUAUCAGAUGAGCCUACAAGGACAACCAAGCAGCAUUACCGACACUUCCUUCCUGGGCACAUUUAUUUCACAUAGCAACAUAGAAACAAACACCUGAACAAAGCAUGAACUUUUCUAAACUCAAAACAAUAGCAGCAGUAGUUUCAGCUCCAGUAUGUCACGUUACCUUUUGGCGUAACAGUGUUAUAACAGUGUUGCUGUAGCUUGGUUAAUGUGCAUGUUACAUUAAUUGAAUAUCAAAUUAAUAGAAUCAGCAAAAGAAACCAUUUAAAAAAAAUUAAUUCUUUAAAUCAAUUAACACAAUAAUCCAAUUUAUUGAGCUGCAUCUGUAUAUAUUGAUGAAUAAAUUAAUUGAUAAUAUAAUUACAAUCAACAAAUUAAAGGCAAAUUAUGUGUAAUGAUUUUUGGGGAAAAAAUCAAGUGAAAGGUAUCGGUAUCAGAGAGCGAUACGGGGCCUGUAUGUACCUGGUAUCGGAUCAAUACCCAAAUUGGCAGUAUCGCCCGGACCAAAUGAAGGUAUCCCUCAUUCUGACCCCUCACGCUAGAGGAUUCCCAUGGCGCCUUUGUUUGAAAUUGAAAACAGCUUUUUUGGUGCAAAAGAAGUUAGUAAAAACAUGAAUUAAAAGCAGUGGAAGAAAGAUUAAUUAAUUGAAGUGUGUGUUUAUGUCUUGACUGAGGCUGCCACCUCACAGCGUUCAGAAGUCGUCCUCUAUGGCAACAGCAGGAAAAGAAAAAAAGGAAAAGAUUUGACAACAUGGCGCACUUUGCUUGAGAGAACUUUCUACCGAGAACUCACUCUUCUCUUUUUGUGGACUUUCUAUUGACUUUGUGGACUUUCCACUGCUACGUGGACAUCAUCGGGCUUUCCCUCCCCCGAACUCUUCCGCUUACACGAAAUGCUGUGUUGAAAUAAAAGACGAGUUGGAGUGUGAUGGGAUGAGAAGAACGAAGAACCCAAGCCAGGAUGGAGAAACAAGCUACUCUGAAAGAAAAGGCUUCAACCUCCAACUCUCGGGCUGCAGGUCGACCUGUGCGCUGUGUUUCAAGAGACAAUGGGACCAAGUGUAGUUUCAGCAAAGCCGACUUCAUGGAGAAAGUAAAGCGCAGCAAUGAGGCGUGUCAGCGGGGGGACUUUAAGACAGCUGUUGAGUUAUACAGCGAUGCUUUAAAAGCGGACCCACAGAACUGUAUUCUGUACAGUAACCGGUCUGCUGCGCACCUCAAGCUGGGCCAACACCAGGCUGCACUGGACGAUGCUGAAAAAGCUUGUGACCUGAAUCCUAAAUGGCCUAAGGCAUACUUUCGACAGGGUGUUGCCCUACAGUACCUUGGUCGCCAUGCCGAUGCACUGGCUGCCUUUGCUUCCGGGCUGGCCCAAGACCCCAAGAGCCUCCAGCUACUGGUGGGCAUGAUAGAAGCUGCCAUGAAAUCUCCUCUACGGGAGUCACUAGAACCCACCUAUCAACAGCUGCAAAAGAUGAAGCUGGACAAGAGUCCUUUUGUGGUGGUGUCUGUGAUCGGCCAGGAGCUGCUGACAGCUGGCCACCACACAGCUUCUGUUGUGGUUCUGGAAGCUGCUUUGAAGAUCGGCACGUGCAGCCUCAAACUACGUGGCUCCGUCUUCUCGGCUCUCAGCAGUGCCCACUGGUCCCUGGGCAACACCGAGAAGAGCACUGGCUACAUGCAGCAAGACUUGGAGGUGGCCAAAACCUUAGGUGACCAAACAGGGGAAUGCCGUGCUCAUGGGAAUUUAGGCUCUGCAUUUUUCUCCAAGGGAAACUAUCGUGAAGCUUUGACCAACCAUCGCAACCAGCUUGUUCUCGCCAUGAAGCUGAAGGACAGAGAGGCUGCUUCGAUGGCCCUGAGCAGUUUGGGCCAUGUAUAUACAGCCAUUGGAGAUUACCCGAAUGCACUAGCCAGCCACAAACAAUGUGUUCUGCUGGCGAAACAGUCAAAGGAUCAGCUCUCUGAGGCUCGAGAGCUGGGAAACAUGGGUGCUGUCUAUAUCGCCAUGGGAGAUUUUGACAACGCCGUCCAAUGCCACGAGCAGCAUCUGGGCAUCGCCAAGGCCCUUGAAAAUAAACGUGAGGAAGCUCGAGCCUACAGUAACCUGGGUAGUGCCUACCACUAUCACCGAAACUUUGACAAGGCUAUGUCCUACCACACACACGUGCUGGAGCUUGCCCAGGAGCUGGAGGAGAAGUCCAUUGAGAUGCGAGCUUAUGCCGGCCUAGGCCACGCUGCCCGCUGCAUGCAGGACCUGGAGAGGGCGAAGCAGUAUCACGAACAGCAGCUGUCCAUCGCUGAGGGUUUGAAAGACAGAGCCGCAGAGGGAAGGGCCUCCUCCAAUUUGGGCAUCAUUCACCAGAUGAAGGGAGACUAUGAGACAGCACUUAAACUCCACAAAACACACCUCGCCAUUGCACAGGAGCUCAGUGACUAUGCCGCACAGGGCCGGGCCUAUGGCAACAUGGGCAAUGCCUACAACGCCCUUGGAGCUUUUGACCAGGCUGUUCGCUACCACCGCCAGGAGUUGCAAAUCUCCAUGGAGGUCAACGACCGGGCCUCGCAGGCAUCCACUCAUGGUAAUUUGGCUGUGGCUUACCAAGCCCUGGGAGCCCAUGAUCGGGCUUUGCAGCAUUACCAGAACCAUCUCAACAUUGCUCGCGAGCUCAGAGAUGUGCAGAGUGAAGCGCGGGCCCUUGGAAAUCUUGGCAACUUUCACUGCUCACGUGGAGAAUUCCCUCAGGCUGUGCCCUAUUAUGAGCAGUACCUCCGUUUGUCUCCCGACCUCCAAGACAUGGAAAGUGAAGGAAAAGUUUGUCACAAUUUAGGCUAUGCCCACUACUGCUUGGGCAACUACCAGGAUGCUGUCAAAUACUACGAGCAGGACCUCGCUCUGGCCAAGGAUCUUCAUGACAAACUGAGUCAAGCCAAAGCAUACUGUAAUCUGGGUUUGGCCUUCAAGGCCCUGGGAGACUUUUCCAAGGCAGAGGAGUGUCAGAAAUAUCUGUUAUCACUUGCUCAAUCUCUAAACAAUUCACAGGCUCGCUUCAGAGCUCUGGGGAAUCUAGGGGACAUAUUUGUCUGCAAAAAGGAUGUGUCUGGAGCCAUUCAGUUUUACGAGCAGCAAUUGGCCUUAGCUCAUCAGGUGAAGGAGCGUAGAAUGGAGGCCUGUGCCUACGCCGCCCUUGGGGCCACUUACAGACUUGUGCAUAAAUAUGACAAAGCUCUUGGCUACCACACUCAAGAACUGGAGGUCUACCAAGAACUCGGAGAUGUGUCUGGAGAGUGCAAAGCUCACGGUCACUUGGCGGCCGUCUACAUGGCCUUGGGCAAGUAUGCCAUGGCCUUUAAGAGCUAUGAAGAGCAGCUGGAACUCGGACAGAGGUUGAAGGAUCCUGUUGUGGAAGCACAGGUGUAUGGAAAUAUGGGCAUAACAAAAAUGAAUGUAGGAGUGAUGGAGGAAGCUAUUGGGUACCUGGAGCAACAGCUUGCUACUCUGCAGCAACUGAGUGGUAACGAGGCAGUAAUGGACAGGGGCAGGGCCUACGGAAACCUAGGAGACUGUUAUGAGGCGCUUGGAGACUUUGAGGAAGCCAUCAAAUACUACGAACAGUACCUGUCGGUAGCUCAGAGUCUCAGCCGUAUGCAGGAUCAGGAGAAGGCAUACAGAGGCUUGGGAAAUGGACACAGGGCGAUGGGAAACCUCCAACAGUCGCUUGUGUGCUUUGAGAAGCGGCUGGUUGUAGCUCAUGAGCUGGGAGAGUGUGGAGGCAAGGCUCAGGCCUACGGCGAACUUGGUGCACUCCACAGUCAGUUGGGCAAUUAUGAGCAGGCCAUCUCAUGUCUGGAGCGUCAACUGGCCAUCGCCCGCGACACCCAAGAUCGACUACUAGAGGGCGAUGCCAGCUGCGGUUUAGGGGCUGUGUACCAAGCGAUGGGGGAGUAUGAGACAGCGCUGAGAUGCCACCAGAGUGACCUGGAGAUCGCAGAGGAAGCUGGAAGCCCCACGCGGCAAGCCCGUGCCUAUGGGAACUUGGGUCUUACUUAUGAAUCACUGGGAAACUACGAGCGGGCAGUUGUCUUCCAAGAGCAGCACCUUAGCGUGGCAGCUCAGACUAAUGACUUGGCUGCCAAAACACUAGCUUAUGGCAGCCUGGGGAGAACACACCACGCACUGCAGAACUAUUCACAAGCUGUCAUGUACCUGCAGGAAGGCCUGCGGCUUGCAGAGCAGUUGGCUCGGCGUGAGGAGGAGGCUAAGAUCCGCCAUCGUCUGGGGCUGUCUCUUUGGGCCAGUGGGAAUCUGGAGGAGGCCCAACAUCAGCUCUAUCGGGCAUCUGCACUGUUUGAGACCAUCAGACAUGAAGCUCAGCACAGCACAGACUACAAACUUUCCCUGUUUGACCUGCAAACAUCCUGCUACCAGGCUCUCCAGAGGGUCCUUGUGAGCUUAGGCCAUCAUGAUGAGGCUCUGGCGGUGGCAGAGCGAGGACGGACACGAGCUUUCGCCGACCUCUUGGUUGAGAGGCAGACGGGCCAACAGGAGUCAGACCCCUACACCCCAGUAACUGUAGAGCACAUUCUAGACACCGUCAGCAGCCAAAGAGCCUUGGUUCUUUAUUUUUCCAUGGCUGCUGGUUAUCUGUACAGCUGGCUUCUAGCCCCAGGAGCAGGCAUCCUGAAGUUCCAUGAGGUGUAUUUGGGUGAGGGCAUAUCAGAAGUAGGAUCAGACUUCCAGGAAGGGGGUAGCAGCAGUGGCGGAGGGUUGGUAAGCGGCUCCUCGCUGGAGCAGCACAUAGCCAGUGCCCGCGAGGCCCUGGGAGUUGAGUCCUAUUAUAGCAGAGGGUGUUCAAGCAGUGAGACGGAAAGUGAGGCGGGAGAUUUGUUGGACCAACAAUUUGAGGAGUUAAACAACAAGCUUAACUCGGUCACUGAUCCCACGGGCUUCUUGCGCAUGGUGUCCAGAAACAAUCUUUUCAACAGGAGUUGCCAGAGCAUGACCAGCCUGUUCAGUAACACCAUGUCUCCUGCCAAAGAUGGUUGUUCCUCCCUGCCUCGUCGCUCCAGCAACCUCGGGAAGCCUCCUCUCAGAGCACUUUAUGAUUUGCUUAUUGCACCUAUGGAGGGGGGUUUGAUGCACUCCAGUGGGCCUGUGGGUAGACACAGACAACUAGUCAUGGUGCUGGAGGGAGAACUUUACCUCAUCCCCUUCGCUCUUCUCAAAGGAAGCUCAUCCAAUGAGUACUUAUAUGAGCGUUUUAGCCUCAUUGCUGUUCCCUCAAUCCAGGGCCUUGGAUCCUGUACAAAGGUUCACUCUCGGCGCCCUGGUCCAGCUGCAUGCGGUGGUGUGUCAAUGGCAGCAGUGGUGGGGAACCCGAGGCUGCCCUCACCUGUGAUGGACCGCUGGCUGUGGGGGCCAAUGCCCUCUGCCGAAGAGGAAGCUCUCAUGGUAGCUGAGCUGCUUGGAUGCCAACCUCUGUCUGGCACGGCAGCCACUAAAGAAAGGGUUAUGAGUGCCCUUACACAAGCGGAGUGUGCCCACUUUGCAACUCACAUUUCAUGGAAAUUAGCAGCACUGGUGCUAACCCCAAACCCAGAGAGUGUGCCUGGUGCAGCAAGUGCAAACGUGGGCGGUGGAACCAUCGGCAGAGGUGCCAGGGGAAGGAGAGGAAGUAGUGGACGAGGCAGGAAAGGAUCUAUUGGAAGCAGUUACACCAAUACAGAGUCUCUCCACCUGCAGGAUGAUAGCAGUGACGUGGAGAGUAUGUGUGACAGUCCACCCUUACAGGAGUUUCUGCUGACAGCUGCUGAUAUAUUGGACCUCAGGUUACCUGUCAAGUUGGUUGUGCUUGGCUCCUACCUGGAGUCCAGCAGCAAGGUGACGGCAGAUGGUGUCGUGGGCUUGACCCGCUCCUUCCUAGCUGCAGGAGCUCAGUGUGUUCUUGUAUCCUUGUGGCCUGUCCCUGUAGCAGCCUCCAAGGUUUUUGUUCACGCAUUCUACACUGCCCUUCUGAAUGGGACCAAGGCAAGUGCUGCCCUGGCAGAUGCCAUGAAAACUGUACAGAGCAGCAAGCAGUACUCACACCCCUCCAACUGGGCAGGAUACAUGCUGAUUGGCAGUGAUGUGAAAUUGAACAGUCCCUCCUCUCUGAUUGGGCAAGCUUUAGCAGAGAUCCUACAGUAUCCAGAUCGUGCACGUGAUGCUUUGAGAGUUUUACUCCACCUGGUGGAGAAGUCUCUUCAGAGGAUCCAGAAUGGUCAACGUAACUCCAUGUACACAUCACAGCAAAGUGUGGAAAAUAAAGUUGGCGGAGUCCCGGGUUGGCAGGCCCUGUUGACCGCCGUGGGCUUUCGCCUUGAUUCUGCAGGCACUGGAAUCCCAGCAGCAGUUUUCUUUCCAACUGCUGACCCAGGAGACAGGCUCCAACAGUGCAGUACCACUUUACAAUCACUUCUGGGUCUGCCACCUCAAGCCCUCCAGGCUUUGUGUAAACUCAUCACAGCUUCAGAGGCAGGGGAGCAGCUCAUCAAUCGGGCUGUUAAAAAUAUGGUGGCAAUGCUCCACCAGGUGCUAGUGCAGCUCCAGACUGGUGAGAAGGAACAAGACUUUUCUCUGUUGCCCAUUCAGGUGUCUAUUAGUGUGCAACUUUGGAGGUUGCCAGGAUGCCAUGAAUUUUUAGCUGCACUUGGUUUUGACUUGUGUGAGGUAGGCCAAGAAGAAGUGGUGCUGAAAACAGGCAAGCUAGCCAACCGCCGCACAUUGCACUUUGCUCUACAGUCUCUGCUGGCGCUUUUUGAUUCCACAGAACUGCCCAAGCGUCUGAGCCUAGACAGCUCAUCUUCCCUUGAGUCUUUGGCCUCAGCACAGUCUGUUUCCAACCCCCUGCCAAUGGGAUACUCAAGCCUUCCCUUCUCUCCUCAUUGCCUGGAUAAUCAGGCGUCAGAUGCCAUCUCUGUCUAUAGCCUCAGCUCUGUGGCCUCCUCUAUGAGCUUUGCUUCAAAGUCCGAUAGCGACUUCCUUAGCCAUCGGCACCGCAGUGGGGCUGCAGCAUACUACGCAGCUCACAAGCACCCUCAUGUUCCCCGUAGCCGCUCCUCUCCUCAUGGAGCAGCGGCUGCUAUUUCAGGAGUCCGAGGGGACGAGGAGGAAUAUGAGGGCUUCUCUAUUAUCAGUAGUGAACCACUCGGGAGCCACUGUGACUCUUUACCCUUGCCACCAGGCCACAGCCAGCGACACCACCGAGGCGGCAGAGGCUUUGUUGCUGGUUCCAGCACUGGUGCUGGAAGAGGCUACUCUGUAUCAAUUUCAUCAAGAGGUAGUGUCAGCACCCCAACAUCCCCAGUCAAAACAUGCCUCAUUCCCAGUCCAAACUCACCGUUUCAAAAGGUGGGUAAGGUGAGCAGCUCUGAUACAGGUGAAUCUGACCAGUCCAGUACUGAGACCGAUAGUACUGUUAAGUCUCAAGAGGAAAAAAGUGCUCCUCUUGAUCCUCAGGAGUUGGCCCAGAAGAUUCUAGAGGAGACCCACAGCCAUCUACGUGCUGUAGGUAGUCUACAACGAGCCAGGGCAGAAAGUGGAACUGCAGAAGGAAGUUCCCCACGGAAUAGCACCUUCCGCUCUUCGGAAACGAGUGCUUUCAGCCGUCCGAACAGCAGCGCGAGUGGCAGAGCUCAGUCUUCCCCAAGACCCAAACCUCCCUCCCGUUCAUCUUCGCUGCAAAAAAUUAGCUCUGGCUACAAUAGUCCUGCUGUCUCAGAGUCUUCCCAAAAGGACAGCAGCCAUCCUUCCCCUACUUCAGACAGUCAUUCACAGUUCAAAUUGAAGUACCCAAGUUCCCCAUACAGUGGUCACAUAUCUCGCUCCCCAAGUAAUGUAUCUCCCAGUUCUGGUCACCAAUCCCCUGUUGGUAGUGCUCCAUCUCCUGCUCUGUCCUACUCCUCCACAGGCUCUGCCACAUCAGCCGACACCCCAGACCUUGAUCGAUUAAGAAGAGGGGUCAUUGAUGAAAAAGUUCAAGCCAUUCAUAAUCUGAAGACCUUUUGGGCUAAUGCUGCAGCCCAGCAACAACAACACCUCGGCCCUGUCAAAGCUGUUCACAGCUCUCCUAGUCCUCUGGCAUCGGCCAGUAGGGAUGUACUGAGCCUUCUAAACCUCUCUCCACGACAUUGCUCCCCUAGUGAUACCCAAGACAGCCUGGAGCUGCGGGAGCUGGGACUGCGGUCAAUGGAGAGGGGGGGAAAGAACUCCAAUGGGCAUCACUGCUCCAGUCCCAAUAAAGGGGCUCCAUCACCUACUAUUUCUACAAGCAGCAGUCCUGGUGCUCGUUCGAUCAGACUGCCAGCUGGGAAUGGAUACAAAUUCUUGUCGACUGGAAGAUUUUUCCCUUCUUCAAAAUGCUGAGAAAUCCACUAAUUAUUACCCAGUGAGCUGAAGAAGUAGGUCACUCUUUGAGGGCUGUGAUUGGCCAGCCAAGCUUUACAGACAAUGAGAAUGAUUGGUGAUUGGUCAGUGUGAUUCACAUGCCUGCAGUUUUGUCUGUGUUCAAAACUCUGUAAAUGGCAAAGAGAAAUACUCAAUGACCUGAUACUGUGUUUGUGUGUAACUGUUUGUCAGGUAAAUGUAAAUACCGUUUGGUCUUUUCCCUGAAACAUUACUGUUUGUGUGGGCCAAAAUGCAGCAAAUACGACUGAUUUCUUCCAUUUUACAUUUGUUUUUUAAAAGAAUUAAUGGUUAUUAUAGGUUGUUGUUGUUAUUAAUAUUGUAAUUAUUAUUAUGUUUGUAAAUUAAUUAUUGUGCUUCACAAUCAGUAUUAAGCGUUUUUAUAUUAUUAAAAAAUGAAGAAACAUGUACCGGAUAGAGUGGAAAAAAAGAUUUAAUAUUUUUUAUUGAAGUCAAAAAGGGCAUUUUGCCCGGUUUCUUUGUGAAUUGAGUGUCUGCUCUGAAGCAUGGAUUCUCUUGCUAUUCAAUGUUAAUUAAGAUGUAUGACUUUUUAGCCCAUGAUUUUUUGAGGUUAAGAUCAAGGUUUCAUGACAACCAUCUGUCAUUUAUCAGUAAACUGUUUCAAUAAAAACAAAGAAAAAUAUUUUCUCUUUUGGAUUAUUUUGCAGUCUGCAACUACUAUAAUUUCUUGAAUAGCCACAUCAUCUGCUGUCAAUGAAUUGGAAUGAGGGUGUAUACACUCAUUGGACACUUCAUUUGGAUUUAAUCGAUUAUAGAUAUGCCGUUACAAAAAUGGUGAUGCAAGCAAUUCAAGUCAAUAAUAGCAUCAUCUGUUUUGUGCAUG